AUGUUGACGGGAAGUCCUCCAAUCACCACUCAGACCUUGAAAACCUACCUCUACAAUAGGGUUGGCGGCGCCGGUCACAAGGCGCGCCCUGCGCGCUGUCGCCCCCUGCGCGCUGUCGCCCCCCGGGGCAACGGGGCGCGCCCUCCCAGGAGCCCAGGCCCCCAGACCGCUCGGGGAGAUGAUGGGGAAGGUGCUCUCGGUGGCCCUGACUGGUUCCACUAUGCUCGUGCCAUGUACCACUGGGGUGGGGGCAUAUGCUCUUAUGUCGUCAUCUGA
Messenger RNA from Puccinia graminis f. sp. tritici CRL 75-36-700-3, 276 nucleotides. RefSeq lists its product as uncharacterized. The transcript has 2 exons. The record is from RefSeq and is a predicted model, not a curated record. The coding region runs from base 1 to 276 and encodes 91 amino acids. Lineage: Eukaryota; Fungi; Basidiomycota; Pucciniomycetes; Pucciniales; Pucciniaceae.